AUGGACGCCAAGCGUCGAGCUUACAACUCCAACGCCUCUAGCGCCUACACUCCACUCCAAGAACUUGGAAUUGGACCCUCUGCGUCCCUAGACAAUAAGACACCAUCACCAGCCUCUUCAAGACCGCCAAGCACGCACACGACUUCAAGUCAUCGCGAAUCGACUCCUGACAACCUUAAAUCCGCCAUAGAGCCGGAAACUCACAUUCUUUUAAGCCGCGAGCAGUCUCCGCCGCCGCAGUAUCCAGCGUCCGAACCAUCAACUUCACGUCCUCCCCCCUUCUCGUCGCUCUUUACCUCUCCGCCUAACGACGCCCACGAGCGCUCCGAUAAAUUCGCCGCUUUUGCCGCCAGAUCUUCUUGUGAAGCCGAAGCAUCAGGUUCAGCUGCGCCAGCAUACGAAUCUUCCUCCCCGAGAGAAGCAGUUCCAUUUGACCCCGACCAAAGCACUACCGCAUUUCGCGAUCCAGUCGCGGAAACCAAGCGCGCACUUCCUCGGGAUACCAAGGACUCCAGUCGCAAGGACGACGACGCAGAACCACCCCCAGCUUAUUCAGAAGAGGGCGAUAGUCCCCUUGCCGCAUUUUCUUUCCUAAUGGCUGCCGCAGGAGGAGCUUCAAGCAUCAUCACUCAGGUGCAACAGGGCGGGCCGCCUGUUAGCACUCUGGGAGAUGUUGGUGCCGAUGAAACGAUUGCUAUGGAUUUGAGGGGCACAAGAUUUUACCUCUCUAGAGACGAGUUGCUUACUUUGCCCGAAUUUGUUCUUCUUUCCCUGUUCCCCAAUGGUCUAUUUCCCGAGGGCCAAAUGGGUGGUUUCUCGGAUGGCGAUGCCGUGCAAGUAGACUACGACCCAGCUUCGCUUCAGUACAUGCUUGAUUUCUUCAGAGACGUUGCACAGUCCAUCCCCACAGAUGGAUCACCAAGUGCUUCGCAGGACGAGGAUACUCCCUCUCUUGGUACUUCGCGUGACGACUCUAAGCGAGCCGGUAUCAUUGUGCUCCGUGAGGACCUUGACUUUUACGCUAUUCCUCCCCGAGCGGACAUCGGUCAGCUUGAUAUGAUUGCCGUGAAACGGGCGGCCGCAGAGGCCUUGCAGCAACAGAGCGGCAUCUUUUCCGGACUCAAGCGAAGUGACGAGCCCGGUACUACUGAGGCCCAUCUUAUUGAGAUGUUGACAGCAGGCGGCUUCAACCAUGACGACCGAUGGGGUCACCGUGCUGGUGAACCUAACAAGGCUGUCAUCUGCAGUCUGGCUCUCGCCCGUCUACGCAGUGAUAUCCGAGGUAACGAGAUGGGUACCAACGCCGUUGGCAUGGCCCAGAAGCUACUGCUCUUCUGGCGCAAGCCUGCUCGCCGAUGCUGGUGGGAAGGUGUCGAGCUUGAGAAUGUUGCAGGUGUUGAGGGCAAGCUUAAGGUCUGGAUCCGAAGAGUAUGGACCCUUGAGAUGAGUGUCAUCGGUCUCCGCUAA
Molecule: messenger RNA, 1467 nt
Organism: Fusarium coffeatum
Lineage: Eukaryota; Fungi; Ascomycota; Sordariomycetes; Hypocreales; Nectriaceae
Exons: 5
Coding region: 1-1467 (488 amino acids)
Source: RefSeq, a predicted model, not a curated record